Coregonus sp. 'balchen' is the source of this 1833-nucleotide messenger RNA. NCBI's taxonomy places the organism in Eukaryota, Metazoa, Chordata, Actinopteri, Salmoniformes, Salmonidae. The record is from the annotation of a GenBank genome assembly.
AGAGAGAGACAGAGAGAGACAGAGCGCAGUAACCUAGCUCACCGGAGGACCGCUUUAUAUACCGGAGCUAAAUUUACCAUCAUCCUGAACGCAUUUCCUCGCUGGCGCACAAUUGGUCCAGCUUCUCGGCUACCAUAUUUAUAAGUUUGGACGACCUUCUACUGCUUGCUGGCGUCUUUGAAGCGCACCUUUCGAACAGUUCGAUAGAAAGCACUUAUUCUGGUGCAAGGUGAGCUCAAAAGGGCACUCAUUCACUGAAUCAACUUUGACAAGAAAUAAAUAAGCAUUUACUGUAUCUUUAAAAUGGCUUUAUCCGAUGUGAUUUUGCCACCCAUCUCGACAUUCGCAAACCAAACCAAAAGUUUAGAAGACGUAAGUACAGACCUCAAACUUGUAUGAUCAGUUUUGUGUUUCGGUAUAGCCGUCUGUUGCAGAUUCACCUCUGUGUGUAUUGUGUCAUAUAUCUAAUGCCUUUUUCCUAUUGGUUAUUGCAGAGGUGGAAAAGUGACAUGGACAAACCGAUGUCUUCCAGCUGCUCAAUGCUUGAUAUGGUACAGAACAUGGACUGUCGGAGCAUCGAAAGGAAGGACGACGAAGAUCUGAGCAACUACUUAGAUCUGGAUUUCAUUCUGGCCAACACCACUGGAUCAGACAGCAUGGCUACCGCUGCACUGGGAGCAGGUGUAGCCUUGUAUAACAUGCCCUCAGCGGAUCAUCCAGGCAACCUGUUCACCACCGGGAGCCCGAUGCCAUCCUACCCGUCCAGCGAGCAUAACACCCCGCCUCCCCCCUACAGCACCAGCCUGAUGGCGGAGCUUCUCAGGUCGGAGGGAGAGAACAACUACGGGGUCGGUUUUACGCGUAAUACCUCCAGCAUCCAAGGAAGGUUUUAUGUAAACUCUGCACUGUUUCCCAUCAGACAGGACAUUAUUGAUAACAUCAAAGUGGAGCCGUCCAUGGACGGUUAUGGACCCGUUAUGGGCAUGGUCCCCCAGAGCUGUCCUAAAAUAAAGCAAGAGGGCAACGUGUCGUGCAUGAUGUCCUUUGAGCAGCCGAGAGUAGCCGUCUCUCCGCGGGCAGCCAGCAACAUGACGCCGCCGCACAGCCCCAACGACCAGGGGAGCUCCGAGUGCCACCAGCAGGCACCGAUGUGUCACUCCAUGAGCUUCCCACAGAACUACCACUCCUCGGCUGCGUACACACACCACCACCCCGGGGCGCCUCCAGCCGCCCAGAUGCAGCUUGGACCAUACCAAGGCGCUCACCAGUUCGGCAUGUACGAGGAGGGACUGCAGCCGAACACACAGAGGGUUCUGCUGACGCCCCCGUCCUCUCCGCUGGAACUGCUGGAGCCCAAGCCCAAGAGAGGUCGCCGCACCUGGCCGCGGAAGCGCACGGCUAUGCACACCUGCACAUUCGCUGGGUGCGGAAAGACUUACACCAAGAGUUCACAUCUGAAGGCGCAUCACAGAACGCACACGGGUAAGGAAUAUAUAUGUUAUUGUUGUUUUUGAUGAAUUACGCAAUAUUAUGUCUAACCUUAUGCAUAUAUGCUAUUACACAGCCAUAUUAUUGGUGAAUACAGAUAGUUGCUUGACUGUUGAUGUUAUCCCAAUGAGAGCUAAUGCUGACGUUUCUCUUUUCUUUGUCUCUGCAGGUGAAAAGCCAUACCAUUGCAGUUGGGAAGGUUGCGGCUGGAAAUUCGCUCGCUCCGACGAACUGACCCGGCAUUUCCGCAAACACACCGGCCACCGGCCCUUCCAGUGCCACCUGUGCGAGCGCGCCUUCUCCCGCUCCGACCACCUCGCGCUUCACAUGAAGAGACACAUGUGA